UGAUCAAACUUUUGAUUUUGUCAGCAACUCUGAAGAAACUCUGUACAUUACACAGUUUACACGGAUAGAGUUCCAGCGAUACUUUCAACCAAGCAAAGAUGGUUCUUUACCUCUUCAUUUACAUUAUAUUCAUUUUCACCUAUACCCCAGAACUCUCAGAAAGCAAGUGCAUCAUAAUGGUAACACAACCACAGGAGCAUCUUCAUGGGAGAUUCAACCAGUCAAUUACCAUCUCCUGCCACUUUAACACCUCUUGCCAAAAGAAAAAUCAGAAUGAGGUGCAAUGGUAUGUGUUCAGGACAGACUCCUAUUAUCAGCUGGAUAUAAAGAAUCAGGCAAUGAAGUAUGUAUUGCAAGGAGCAGAUCUACACAUCAACAGUCUCUCACACACUGAUGACGGCGUGUAUCACUGUGCUGUAUUUGACGCCCUUUCCACAGGCAGUGGUGCACAGGCUAUUGGGAAUGGCACAACACUGACAGUGAAAGGGAAUGAAUAUAAUGCUGGGCAAAUCAUGCUGUUGACACUGGUGGUCUUACUCUCCCUCUACAUUUUAAUUGUCCUGGUUUUCUUUAUCUGUAUAAAGACUGGACGAGUCAAGCCAUUUAAAAGAAGCCAAAGUCAAAGACAGGGCAAGGGUGACUCAACCAAGAGAGUCCAAUUUGGAGCUGUGGUGCAAGAACUUUACAGCAAGAGGAACUUGCGAAAAAACAAGAAAAAAUGUCCACUGAAGUUUCACCGGAAAACAAGGCUCCACAGUCCCGCACUCAGAAAGAAGACAUUUACCAAAACCUGAAAAGGACCCGAUAAAACAUCAACUCAGCACAAAAAGGGUUCUGCUGUGUAGAACAUGAGGAACAGAAAAUCUUUAAUUGACCGAAAAAAAGGAACAGUGAACAGUUCUUGUUUCUUUGUUCUAUAGCAUUAUAAGUCACAUUGCCAAAAUAUCAUAAAAUAGUGUGAAACUGGAACUUCUACCAUUGCCACAGACUGUAUUGUGGUAAUGAGGGACACUAUUCUCUGCUUCAUCACCUCCGUAAUGAUCCAUUGCCUUUUUACAUACAUUUAACCAUUUGCUUAUUUUUGCUUCUACAUGAUACAAUAAUUCAUAGUUUUUUAUUUAUUUGUUCACUGCUAUUCAUAUAGUCAAAUUUAAAGACAGAAGUUAACAAAGUAGCUGCUGAAUUUAAAAGAAUGGUUGCAAUGUUAUCAUGUUUAAUUAGGCAACAGAUGAUUUGGAGUUAAUGUGGACCAAAAUAAAUAGCUAAAGCAGAAAAACAUGUGUGUGGCUGCCUGGGAAAACCCAUUCUAUUGAGUAGAUGAUAUUUUCAUCUAUUUAUAUUUUUGAAAACUACAGCCUUUCCUCAAUGGGAGAACCUGGAAUAUAAUUUACUGAGUAUCUCAAUCUUGAGUAAUGUUUUACUUUUUCCAGAUAUUUUGACAGUAUCUGUUUAUAAACUGAAUUGAUUUUUAGCCUUUUUUUAGCACAUGGCUGUCAGAUACACUGAGCAGAGCCUGAAACUCUAAACCUGUAAAUCUCACUUUUUAGAUAUGUUUAUUGCAUUUAUUUUUAUGCUUAUUAAACUGGCUUUUCGAACCAGCUUUUUUGUUUUGAUGAACAAUAUGUACGGUUUGAUUAGUAAACAGGUGUGUUUAAUAAGGGAACAGGCUUGUCUGAUUAGUAAACAGGUAUGUUUGAUAAGUAGGGCUGCAACAACUAAUUAUUCAAAUCGAUAAUAAAAUUAAUUGUCAACGAAUGCCGUUAUCGCUUAGUUGGGCUGCUCAAGUUACGGGUAAGCAUGAUGGUAAGUUAGCACAGACGCUUGUGAAAAUAAAAUAAAAAACACACUGGUGUCAUGGAUGAAGGUGAAACAUCAGCACGGAAAUUAACUACUGUGUAACCCUCAUCAUGUGAAAAUGUUUUAGUUUAAAGAAGUGCUUUUGUGUACACUGUUUGUAUCCUAACUUCGGGACAGUCACACUUGAUUUGGUCUGUCAUGACUUCUGAGCAUCAGGUUGUGCAAUCACCUGGCUCGCGACAUAGUGAUGGAUUCAAUUAAACCGGCGCGACAAACACUAAAUCUACAUUUAAUAUCUAAAUUCUGACUAAUUGGAAAAAAUCAUCGUCCGAUUAAUCGAUUAUCAAAAUAGUCGUUAGUUGCAGCCCUAUUGAUUAGUAAACAGGCAUUUUCUAUUAGUACAUACUGUAGAUGUGUUUGAUUAGGGAACAGGUAUGUUUGAUUAGUAAACAGGCAUGCUUGAUUAGUGAACAGGUGUGUUUGAAUAGCAAACAGCUGUGUAUGAGUAGUAAACACAAACAUAUAAGACAUAGAUGCUUCAUUUACUGUUUUGGUCCAUUGCUGCGGUACGUCAACAGAAUUGCUGAAGCUCAUAUUUUUUACUUGUUUUAUUCUUGGUUAAAAAUGGUGGAGAUGCCCCUAAUGUAAUAGAAUUCAAUUCACAAUAAAUGAAAUAAAAUCUU
This is a messenger RNA of Silurus meridionalis, 2480 nucleotides long. RefSeq lists its product as uncharacterized. The transcript has 6 exons. NCBI's taxonomy places the organism in Eukaryota, Metazoa, Chordata, Actinopteri, Siluriformes, Siluridae. Bases 99 to 794 code for a protein of 231 amino acids. The record is from RefSeq and is a predicted model, not a curated record.